Messenger RNA from Myzus persicae (green peach aphid), 1945 nucleotides. Its product is annotated as E3 SUMO-protein ligase PIAS1-like. The transcript has 4 exons. Gene Ontology annotation, biological process: protein sumoylation. Bases 502 to 1530 code for a protein of 342 amino acids. Gene Ontology annotation, molecular function: zinc ion binding; SUMO ligase activity. NCBI's taxonomy places the organism in Eukaryota, Metazoa, Arthropoda, Insecta, Hemiptera, Aphididae. The record is from RefSeq and is a predicted model, not a curated record.
CAUGAAAUUAUAAGGUGAUAUUCGGUUUUGGGAUGCUUUUCCAGGAGAUCAAGGAGCCUCCAAUGACCAAUGACCAAUGAACAGCCGUCGCGUAAGCAAAGUGGACGACCACGUCAUCAUACGUAGGCAGGUUUUUUUUUGCACGUACACAAACCAUGCGUCCUGUGUCGUCCUUUGCCUAUGUCCGUCGCAUCAUUUCGUCAUCCCCCUCAUAACAAUAUUCAUGUCAUUGGCUUAUGUCGCGUCUCCAUUAAAUUGUUUCUGCGGCAAUCAAUCAUCUGGUUUCCAUCAGUGGUGAAGCAACAAGUAGUGACGGUAUCUACCUAGUAGGAGAGCUGCGUUAAGAUUCCGACGACAAUUAUUACGACAGUGUCUGUCCACAUUAAUAAUAUUGAACAGUUGAAUUUAAGGAAGUCACCAGAAAUACAAAUACAGUUACUCUAAAUUCAAAGUAGUAUAUACAGUAGCCACAUUGUUGCAAACACUAUUCCUGGAGAUACUAUGGACAACAGUAACAUUCAGAUUCAAAAUACAAAUGGUCAAAUUAAUAUUGUGGGACAAGAUGCAACAGGGCCUGGUAUGAAUGGAUCACGUGGUGGAAACAAUAAUGGUGUUUCCCAAUUUUCAGGUGAUCUCCAAUUCGAAAAUUCACCAUUUUAUACCGUUGUACAUGAAAUUAUCAAGCCAACUGUUCUAACUAUGAAUACAAAUCCAUUACAAUUUUCGCUGUCGGCCAAUCAUAUUGAAAGUUUGUACAGUUUUGAGAACUUAGAAAACAGUGAAUUGAAACUUCAAUUCCAGAUUCGAAUUGGAAAAAUUCCAGGUGAUGGUUCAUCAUUAAUAAAGGAUUAUUUGCCCCAGGGACUGCAAAUUGUUUAUGGUUCUUCGGUUCAUCCAAAUAAUUUGCAUUUUCCACAGCCACAAUCAUUUAAAGUUAAACAGCCAAUCAAUUGCGCUGAGUUGAUACAUGAAAAUAUGAUUAAAGACCUGAUUUAUACAAGCUGGACUCCUGAUGAACAUAAUUACGCUCUAACAUUGAAUCUAGUUAGAAAACAUUCAAUAAAUAGUUUGAUAGACCGACUUCGAGAUAAUAGAGAUAAGACAUCAAGCGAAAAUCUAGAGAAGACUAAAAAAUUUAUAAUUAAUAUGUUAUUAGAUGAUGAUUUAAUUUUGGACACAGGUGAACCAGCUACUUGUUUUCGAUUGUUUUGCCCGUUGAGUAAAACAAGAAUGGAAGUCCCCGUUAGAGCCAGACAUUGCACGCAUUUGCAGUGUUUUGAUGCAAAGACGUUUCUAUUAUUAAAUGAGUGUACACCAAAGUGGGAGUGCCCAAUAUGUACUACAUCUUGUUCGUACGAUGACUUAGAAAUUCAAUAUUAUUUUUUUGAAAUUUUGUCAAGUUCUACACUAAGUGAUGAUUGCAGUCGUAUAGAAUUUCAAACAGAUGGGGUACGGCUUGGAUAUUAUGAAAAAAAAGAGAUGGAAAAGGAGCAGGGGAGUUUGUAUGAAGUUAUCAUUGAAGUGGAAUAAGAAGAUGGCCAGAAAUGUAUUUCGUUUUAUUAUUAUUAUUAUUAUUAUUAUUAUUAUUAUUAUUAUCAUCAAAACAAUUUAAAAAUAUACAAACUUUUAGAAUUAUGAUGAUCCAUAGUUUUACACAAUAAAUAGGUAGCAUAUAAACAAAAUACAUUUAAAAUAACACUUAUAAUGAUACUUAUAUUAACAGCUUAAAAUGCUCUAAUGAAUCACUAAAUGUCCAACUAUGGUUAUUAGUAGAGUUGAGAUUAAUGUUAUGUGAAGACAUUUGAAAUAUGAAGUUUAUUUUAAAAAAAAAUCAAUAAUUGUUAUUAAUUUCUCUAAUCGUAAUUCAUAACUAUCAUAAGCAAAAACAAAUUAAUAUUGUAAAUACUUCAUUAUUUAUUUUGUUAAAUUAAAUAUGCAAUACAUA